This is a messenger RNA of Gigantopelta aegis, 1230 nucleotides long. Its product is annotated as protein ALP1-like. The record is from RefSeq and is a predicted model, not a curated record. The annotation marks the transcript as partial. NCBI's taxonomy places the organism in Eukaryota, Metazoa, Mollusca, Gastropoda, Neomphalida, Peltospiridae. The transcript has 2 exons.
AUGUCGAAAUACCUACAAGACCGCUGCAAUGAUGAUGACGAUGAUGAUGAUGAUGAUGUUUUGCUAAUGUAUUGGUAUGGAAAAAGGAGAAAGAAGACGAUGACAAGGUUGAAUAGAAGAUGGUGGGUACACCAUAUUAAUACGAAGCGCCAUGAAUACGGGGAGUAUCACAGACUAGUUCGAGAACUGCAACUGGAUGAAGAUAGCUUCCACCAGUAUUUCCGCAUGACGAGGGAACAGUUCGCACAAAUUUUAUAUUUGGUGGAACCCCACAUAUGUAAACAAGACACACAGUUGAGGGAAGCCAUAUCGGCACGUGAAAGACUAGCUCUAUGCAUAAGAUUUCUGGCUACGGGAAACAGUUACAAUUCAUUUGGUGCAUCCACUAUUGCAAACAUCAUUCCUCAGGUUUGUGCUGUUCUAUGGGAUCAACUAGCAGGUAUAUACAUGGAAAUGCCAAAGGAUGAAGAUGGAUGGCAGAUAAUUGCAAAAAACUUCGAAUCCACAUGGAAUUUUCCACACUGUGUGGGUGCAAUUGAUGGAAAACAUGUUUUGAUAAAAUCCCCAAACAAGACAGGAUCAUUGCAUUUCAAUUACAAGGGUACAUUCUCAGUGGUAUUAACGGCAUUAGUUGAUGCCCAGUACAAAUUCAUUUACAUUGACGUUGGUUCAUACGGACGCAACAGCGAUGGUGGCAUUUUUGCACACUCAUCACUUGGAAGAGCUUUGAGGGCAAAUGACUUACAUUUUCCACCUGACGAACAUUUGGCAGAUGCACCCAAUUUAGGUCCAAUGCCAUUUGUUAUUGUAGGUGAUGAGGCUUUUCCCCUCAUGCGCAACUUGAUGAGGCCAUAUCCAGGAGGGAAAAAAACGUUACAGGAGGGUCAACAAGUGUUUAAUUAUCGCCUAUCAAGGGCUAGACGCAUUGUUGAGAAUGCAUUUGGUAUUAUGGCAUGCAGGUGGCGUAUUUAUAACACCAAAAUGAUGGUUUGUCAUUCUACAAUCAACAAAAUAGUUAAAGCGGCAUGUGUGCUGCACAACUUUCUACAGACCACAUCAACACCAGCGCAGAUAGCAUCCAUGACGGCUGAACCUAUCGAUGACAAGCCUGCAGGAAUGCAGCAUUUUGCGAGAAGUGGCAACCGAGGUAGCACUGAAGCUUCUUUCAUUCGUGAUCAGUUUAAAACAUACUUCACAACAAGUGGCAAAGUAUCUUGGCAAUAUGAUGUG